GGAGAAUUCAUCAGCAGAAGGACACUAGAAUCCCAAUCUAGGGUUUAAGCAAACUGCAAGAAACCGAUACCUCUUCUUCGAAGGAAUCAUGUUUCCUGGAAUGUUUAUGCGUAAGCCUGACAAGGCUGCAGCGCUAAAGCAGCUCAAAUCUCAUGUCGCCAUGUUCAGUGCUUGGGUCGUUGCAAUUCGAGUCACCCCUUACGUCCUCCACUAUCUCAUCGGCGAGAAGGACGAGCUCAAGCUUGAACUCUAGAUUCUGACCUCCAGGUUCAGUUGGUCUUGCGGAGAAGAUGAAAUUGGGCUGUGGAAGGAAUUUUUGGUGUAAGCUAUCAUAUGUUCUGACUUCUGACUUCAAGUUUGUGUAGAUUUCCAUUAUUAAGGUGGCUAGCUGCGUGAAUGUGGCUAUUUGACACUUUAAUAUGAUGAAUCCUGUUUUUCUGUGAAAAGGCAUGAAGAAUAGCUUCUUCAUAAAACAGCUGUCUGCUGCUAAAGGUCAUGUUAUUUUAGAAUGGUGUCGUUUCAGUUAGGACUAGAUUGCAUGCUUUACCGACAAAACGGAUUUUCCAUUCGCUUUCUUAGUGGGUUUAAUAUUUUCUUUCUUUC
Molecule: messenger RNA, 603 nt
Organism: Prosopis cineraria
Lineage: Eukaryota; Viridiplantae; Streptophyta; Magnoliopsida; Fabales; Fabaceae
Product: mitochondrial import receptor subunit TOM6 homolog
Exons: 2
Coding region: 89-253 (54 amino acids)
Cellular component (GO): mitochondrial outer membrane translocase complex
Source: RefSeq, a predicted model, not a curated record